Molecule: messenger RNA, 5908 nt
Organism: Ostrinia nubilalis (European corn borer)
Lineage: Eukaryota; Metazoa; Arthropoda; Insecta; Lepidoptera; Crambidae
Gene: SA1
Product: cohesin subunit SA-1
Exons: 19
Coding region: 174-3716 (1180 amino acids)
Biological process (GO): sister chromatid cohesion
Cellular component (GO): chromatin; cohesin complex; nucleus
Molecular function (GO): chromatin binding
Source: RefSeq, a predicted model, not a curated record
UGGUUUGCUAGCGUCGUUUUGCAUUUUUUUGCAGGCAGUUUGUGCAAAUCAAUAUCGUAAAAUCAAUGAAGUGUUGGAUAAAUCUACUCUCAAAACGACUGGAAAAUUAUGGUUGAUCACCAGACGUGAUUUGUUUGUGACAUUUUAAGUGAUUUCAAAUAGUGCUAAUCAGGAUGCACCGUCGCGGCGGGAAACGCAUCCGAAUGGAUGAUCCACCACCGGAGUACGCAAAUCCGACCACUCCUGCAACACCAGCGACGGACUAUGGCGGUCAAUCGGUGCACGAGCCUGAACCGAAUCGGUUAGGUUUCGACGGAGGAGCCGGUGAACCCGUUCGGGAGGAGGCUGAGGAGUCUCACCACGAAGAAGAGGAAGUUCGCUCGCCAUCGCCAGCGCCCACCAAGCGCAUCACUCGCAGUCGUGGGCGGGGCGCUGACGGCGGAGGCUACGUGGGUCGGCUGGCGGAGUCCCCGCCGCCCCCGCCGGUGCGCCGGCGGCCGCGCGGUGGAGGCGCCCGAGGCAGGGGCAAGGGGCGUGCGGCAGCCCCGCCUCCGGCAUAUUCACCUCCCCCGGUGCUGUUGCCUGGUGAUGAUGAAAACAGUCUGUACAACAUCCUCCGAUUUAAUAGAACUGCUAUCAACCAAGUAGUGGACAUGUGGAUCGAGGAGUACAAGACCAACCGUGAGAGCGCGCUGGUGCAGCUGAUGCAAUUCUUCAUCAACUCCUCCGGCUGCCGCGGCAAGGUCACGCCCGACAUGGCUCAGAUGGACCACACCCUCAUCAUCAAAAAGAUGACACAAGAGUUUGAUGAGGAAAGUGGAGAGUACCCGUUAAUAAUGUCUGGACAGACAUGGAAGAAGUUCCGGGCCAACUUUUGUGAAUUUAUUCAGACACUAGUGAAAAUGUGCCAGUACUCCAUAAUAUAUGACCAGUUUCUCAUGGAUAACAUCAUAUCCCUGCUCACAGGACUUUCUGAUUCACAAGUGAGAGCCUUCAGGCACACAGCCACCCUUGCAGUGAUGAAGCUGAUGACAGCUCUGGUGGACGUGGCGCUGCUGACGAGCGUGAACUGCGACAACUGCCUGCGCCAGUACGAGGCCGAGCGGCUGAAGGCGCGGGACAAGCGCGCCAGCGAGCGCCUCGAGGUGCUGGUGGCCAAGCGGCAGGAGCUGGAGGAGAACAUGGAGGAGAUCAAGAACAUGCUCUCCUACAUGUUCAAGUCCGUGUUCGUGCACAGAUACAGGGAUACACUGCCUGACAUCCGGGCGAUCACAAUGGCUGAGAUAGGCAUCUGGAUGGAGAAGUUCCCGGCGCACUUCCUCGACGAUCUCUAUCUCAAGUACAUUGGCUGGACUCUGCACGACAAGGUGGGCGAGGUGCGGCUGCGCUGCCUGCAGGCGCUGCAGCCGCUGUACGAGUGCGAGGAGCUGAAGGGCAAGCUGGAGCUGUUCACGUCCAAGUUCAAGGACCGCAUCGUGUCCAUGUCGCUCGACAAGGAGACCGACGUCGCCGUGCACGCCGUCAGGCUCGUCAUCGCCAUACUCAAAAUGCACCCGGACGUGCUGACGGACAAGGACUGCGAGAACGUGUACGAGCUGGUAUACUCCUCGUGGCGCGCCGUGGCGGCGGCGGCGGGCGAGUUCCUCAACGUGCGGCUGUUCCGCGCCGACGACGCGCCGGCCGCGCCCGUGCGCUCGCGCCGCGGCAAGCAGCGCCUGCCCAACACGCCGCUCGUGCGCGACCUCGUGCAGUUCUUCAUCGAGUCCGAGUUGCACGAGCACGGCGCGUACCUGGUGGACUCGCUGAUCGAGUCCAACCCCAUGAUGAAGGACUGGGAGUGCAUGACCGACCUGCUGCUGGAGGAGGCCGGCCCGGGCGAGGAGGCGCUCGACAACCGCCAGGAGUCGUCGCUGAUCGAGCUGAUGGUGUGCUGCGUGCGGCAGGCCAGCACCGGCGAGCCGCCCGUGGGCCGCGGCGCCUCGCGCAAGCAGCACCAGGCGCUCAGCAAGGAGCAGGCCAAGAUGGUGAGCGACGACCGCUCGAAGAUGACGGCGCACUUCAUCGCCACGCUGCCGGCGCUGCUGGACAAGUUCGGCGCCGACCCCGAGAAGCUGUCCAACCUCGUCUCCAUCCCGCAGUACUUCGACCUCGAGCUCUACACCACGCAGCGCCAGGAGGGGAACCUGACCCUUCUGCUGAACAAGAUCCGCGAGAUCGUGAGCGUGCAGACGGAAGCGGAGGUGGUGGAAGCGUGCGGGCGCACGCUCGAGUACCUGUGCAGCGAGCAGUGCGGCGUCUACACGCGCUGCAACGUGGCGCGCGCCACCAUCACCGACAUGUGCGUCAACCGCUACAAGGAGGCCAUCGACGAGUACCGCUCGCUGCUCGAGGGGGGCGAGACGCCGGACGCGGACGAGGUGUUCAACGUGGUGAACUCGCUGCGCAAGGUGUCCAUCAUGUACAUGUGCCACAACCUCAACGACACCAACAUCUGGGACUCGCUGGCCGAGGACCUGCCCAAGUGCCACACGCCCGAGCUGCUGGACCAGGCGCCGCCGCAGGCGCUGGUGUACGUGGUGCGGUCGUGCUUCUACUCGCUGCUGUGGUCGCUGCACGAGCUGGAGGAGCGGCUGGCGGCGCGCGGGCCGGCGGCGGGCGGCGCCGACGCGCUGCGCGAGCGGCUGGCGGGAUACGUGGCGCACUGCCAGGCCACCGUCGCGCGCGGCGCCACGCCCGAGCUGCGAGAGGAGGCGUACACGAGCCUGUGCGACCUGCUGAUCCUGUUCGCGGAGCAGCUGGGCGCGCACGUGGCGGGCGACGCCGCGCGCCGGCUCGUGCUGGACUGUGAUACCGCGCUGGCCGACCUGCUAAAUGCUUUCAUCCAGGAGGUCGUCUUCGUGCACCACAACUACGACGGCCAAGACGAGAGACGCAUCGAGGAGCUGCACAAGCGGCGCAACUUCCUGGCCGCCUACUGCAAGCUCAUCGUGUACAACGUGGCGCCCAUCCGCCGCGCCGCUGACGUCUUCAAGCAUUACAUCAAGUGCUACAACGACUACGGCGACAUCAUCAAGGCGACGCUGAGCAAGGCGCGCGAGAUCAACAAGCUGAACUGCGCGCUGACCAUGGAGCUGGCCAUGCAGGCGCUGUUCCGCGACAUGCUGGCCCGCCACCGCGCGCCCAACCGGCACACGCCCGAGUUCCUGGAGCUGAAGGAGCUGGCGAAGCGGUUCUCGGUGAUGUUCGGGCUGGACGCGGUGAAGAACCGCGAGGCGCUGGUGGCGCUGCACCGCGCCGGCAUCGCCUUCGCCGCCGUGGACGCGGCCGCCGCGCCGCCGCCGCACCUGCUGUUCCUCGAGCCGCUCGCCGAGUUCUCCAACCGCCUGCUGCGCCAGGACAAGCGACAGGUGCUCAAGUUCCUGGACUCGCGCAUCUCGCACGGCGUGCAGUGGGGCGAGGAGUGGGCGCCGCUCAGCACCUACCGCAACUCGCUGCUCACCGACUCGCCCGACGAGCGCCCGCCGCCCACGCGCAAGCACUACGCGCGCCGCGCCCGCGGUGAGUCAUGCCACACUACAGCUGGGCUGCACCGCUACUGUAACGUGGGGCGAGGAGUGGGCGCCGCUCAGCACCUACCGCAACUCGCUGCUCACCGACUCGCCCGACGAGCGCCCGCCGCCCACGCGCAAGCACUACGCGCGCCGCGCCCGCGGUGAGUCAUGCCACACUACAGCUGGGCUGCACCGCUACUGUAACGUGGGGCGAGGAGUGGGCGCCGCUCAGCACCUACCGCAACUCGCUGCUCACCGACUCGCCCGACGAGCGCCCGCCGCCCACGCGCAAGCACUACGCGCGCCGCGCCCGCGGUGAGUCAUGCCACACUACAGCUGGGCUGCACCGCUACUGUAACGUGGGGCGAGGAGUGGGCGCCGCUCAGCACCUACCGCAACUCGCUGCUCACCGACUCGCCCGACGAGCGCCCGCCGCCCACGCGCAAGCACUACGCGCGCCGCGCCCGCGGUGAGUCAUGCCACACUACAGCUGGGCUGCACCGCUACUGUAACGUGGGGCGAGGAGUGGGCGCCGCUCAGCACCUACCGCAACUCGCUGCUCACCGACUCGCCCGACGAGCGCCCGCCGCCCACGCGCAAGCACUACGCGCGCCGCGCCCGCGGUGAGUCAUGCCACACUACAGCUGGGCUGCACCGCUACUGUAACGUGGGGCGAGGAGUGGGCGCCGCUCAGCACCUACCGCAACUCGCUGCUCACCGACUCGCCCGACGAGCGCCCGCCGCCCACGCGCAAGCACUACGCGCGCCGCGCCCGCGGUGAGUCAUGCCACACUACAGCUGGGCUGCACCGCUACUGUAACGUGGGGCGAGGAGUGGGCGCCGCUCAGCACCUACCGCAACUCGCUGCUCACCGACUCGCCCGACGAGCGCCCGCCGCCCACGCGCAAGCACUACGCGCGCCGCGCCCGCGGUGAGUCAUGCCACACUACAGCUGGGCUGCACCGCUACUGUAACGUGGGGCGAGGAGUGGGCGCCGCUCAGCACCUACCGCAACUCGCUGCUCACCGACUCGCCCGACGAGCGCCCGCCGCCCACGCGCAAGCACUACGCGCGCCGCGCCCGCGGUGAGUCAUGCCACACUACAGCUGGGCUGCACCGCUACUGUAACGUGGGGCGAGGAGUGGGCGCCGCUCAGCACCUACCGCAACUCGCUGCUCACCGACUCGCCCGACGAGCGCCCGCCGCCCACGCGCAAGCACUACGCGCGCCGCGCCCGCGGUGAGUCAUGCCACACUACAGCUGGGCUGCACCGCUACUGUAACGUGGGGCGAGGAGUGGGCGCCGCUCAGCACCUACCGCAACUCGCUGCUCACCGACUCGCCCGACGAGCGCCCGCCGCCCACGCGCAAGCACUACGCGCGCCGCGCCCGCGGCGGGCCGGCGGAGGAGGAGGACGCGGAGGUGCCGGAGGCGGGGUCGGCGCCCGAGGAGGGCGAGUCGGACGGCGACGCGGGGUGAGGCCGCCGCCGCCGCCGCCGCCGCCGCCGCCGCUGGCGCUCGCUGCCCAAGCCCUACCGCGGCUAAACUCCAAACCGCUUCUCCGCACGUCCCUACAUCGUUAAAAGUUCCCCACUUUGGAAAACGUGAAGUGAGGUGAAACGGUUUCGCGGUACAUCGUUAGUGGGAGACGGAACGUGGAGUGUGGUGAAACGGUUUCGCGGCGUUUGAGUGAAUCUGACGUUAACGUGUCGGGUGACGACGGGCUGCUCCACCUGUACCCUGUAGCACAAAAACUCUCGACUUCGAGAAUCGUUUGCGUAUUCGAAUCGGUAUCAAAAGAAGUAUGAAAAUAUGUAUAAAUUGCACUGCUGUGACCGUCACAUGAAGUGAACUCAGUAUGAGAAAUGGUAGCACGAAACUAACUUUGACAAAUUAAUUUUCACGUUAUCGUUGAAUUCGAAGGUUAUCGAAUUUUGUCGAAUACGCGAACGAUUCGCAGACGUAAGUUUUUCGUGUUAGAGGUACCUGGCUUCUUAUUGUUGCGUGCGCGGUCGCGACCGGUGUUUGACUAUCACCACUGUGGAAAUGGUGCUUGUAGAUUUUUAUAGUCGAGACUCGGGUGGGUCAGCCCGAAAUGCCUGAAAAUAAAGACACGUUUUGUUAGAUCACGAACAGUGCGGAUCGCUGGCGGCGGUUGUGGUGCUUGGUGUUGCGACACUUGGACACUUAUUAUUUUUAAGCUAUAUUUGGAUAUUAUAUUCGUGUCGACUGACCACUUUAGACUUCUAGAGUAAUUAAAUGGGCCUAUUGAGCCUGUGAAAUAAACUUUGGAAUUGAUAAACAGUAGUGAAUAUACAAUCAACAGUUUUUUAUAAUGUAAUAUUUUAUGUAUGAAA